Molecule: messenger RNA, 5094 nt
Organism: Amoebophrya sp. A120
Lineage: Eukaryota; Dinophyceae; Syndiniales; Amoebophryaceae
Source: the annotation of a GenBank genome assembly
UUUUGAUGAAAUUUGACCGGUCUACAUCUUGAUACAAGUAACCAAGGUUUGUGAACUCGAAAAUCAAUAAAAACGUUUUCAUAUCAAAGCGUGGAAAUUUUUGAUUGUCGAAGGAUGUCCACCUCGACUGCCGCCGCACCGAGCAACAUGUUGUUCUUCGCUCCUCCAAAGAGGUAUUGCACCGGCCGGGAGCUCCAGAACGCGAUGGCCAUGCUUUUACUCCUGAUCACGACGUUCUACUUCACGGUCUUCUACGCGCAGCUUUUUUACGACGUGUCUGGCGGUCCCCACGAUUGGAUGUGGGAUUGCCGCUCGUUUCGCCGGGUCGACUACACUACACGACCUGCCUCUAGUACGUCGCAGCACUCGUCCUCCUCUGCUACCUCUUACAAAGAGGACGACCCUGGCCCACUCGCGCUCGGUGGCGCCUUGAAAAGGUACGUUCCAGUGUACGCCUAUCUGCUGUUUGGCUUUUUCUGGUGCUGGUGGCACUUGCUGCACGCGAUUUGUGCGGAGAGUGUGGCGGCGGCGGUAGGGGAGGAAGCGGCGAUAACAUUGAGGCGUGGCUUAGAUUUAGAAAGUCAAACGAGAUCGCAAGUAGAAAAGCGGCAAACGGAAAUGAACCAAUCUGAAAGAGGAACAGGAAAGAACCUAGUAGGGCAGAAUCAAUCUAGUACAGCUCGUCCUGUCUCCCCGUCGACAACGCCGAGCAGCUUGCUGGCGCCGGAAUUACUACAAAGCCGCAAUCAAAAUGUUCAGCAACAGCAGCCACUUUUCACGGAGCAACAGAAGAUCGAAUUUCUCGAUGACGAAGAAGAUGAGGAAUUUUUGUUGCUGCAAGGAUCCGAAUUUGAUGUCAGCAGAGUCGCUAACGAUGUCGGGACGGUGGACACAGUAGAAGGCAAAAAAGCACAACGCCGGGGGUUCCUGCACGAACAUCAAGACCAGCAAAAACUCGCGACCGCAGCCGCGUUCGUACCUUUCUUGGUAUACCGAAACUUUUUCUGGGGCGUGAAGUGGGUUUUGGUGCCAACCUUUCUCGUGUUUUUGUACCGGGGCAGUGUAGCUACGUGGAAAAAUCGAGGCGAGCUGCGGGACUGGUUGGAUGUUGACGAUGGAGUAGUAUUACCAGAACAAGGUAACAAUCUUCCUGAAGAAGGUGACCCCACCGAAAGCAGUAGUUUUGGCGACAACUUUCGCAGCAGCGAGACGAGAGAACAACCAGCAAAGGACUUUUCUUUAUUUUCACAGGCACACGGCGCGCAACUCACGUCUUCUACUACUGGAGGUGCAGUAUCUUCCACCCCCGCAACGGCGAGCUACACAGCGAAUUCCGGUUUAGACCGCGCCAGCCGGAGAACGCGAACUACCUCCCGCGCAGGACUAUCAAACGAGGAAGACAGCACUGACAGCAGCUUUUAUGACCAGGCGCAGCGUAUAGCAUCUUCUUCAUCUUCUUCUUCUUCAUCCAGAACCCGCGACAACAAACUCCUGAGUCAGCACGCAGACCCCCUGCGAGCAAGUACAACCGCAGCUUCGGAAAGUGACGAAGCAGAAGAUGGAACAACCAUGACACCAACUCCAACAAGGCAAGCUUCGUCGCAAAUGAACCGUAGACUGCGCUCCUUUCUUGCCCAACAAGCGGAAAAGCUGAGAUCCGCGGCCGCAAUGCGGCUUGUAUACGGGGAAGGGUAUGUCCCCUCAAGGUAUUUCUUUUACCCCUUCGGGCUGCUCGCACACGAAGAGGAAUUCCUGGUCACCGUCUUGUUCUGGCGCGUGCUGCUCGGCCGGGUGGUCCUGCACGUUUUCUUGCCGAUACUGGUUUUCCUGUGCAGUGUUUUGCUGUACGAAAGAAGACUCAACAACUUGGACAACAUUUGGAAAACGUACGGGACGAACAUGAACAAGAGCAACUGGAACUUUUUUGCAGCUCGUGGCGGAGGAGAUGCUGCAACUACGACAUCUAUCGCUGGUUAUGACGAAGGUAAUAUUCGAACCAGUCUGGUGCUGGCGGAGACAAGCAGCUACGGGUCCGCGAAGAGUUGUGCAAAAGUGGGCGUGGGAAUUAAAAUUAUGGGUGGUAAUAAUGAUAAUUCAAAUAGCGCAACAAGAUCCCCACCCGUAUCGACGAGACAAAAGAGUCUAGAGCUUGACUCGCCGGAUGACAUUGGAAACAAAAACGCCCAGCACGAGCACCAGCAGCUCGAGGAAGGUGAUGCUCUCAACGGCGCAACCGCGAUGGCGGAAAAUAAGCGAAAUAGAGGACUGUGCUGGAAGUCGUGUGGCAGCACCAGCAGCUUGAAGUUGUUCCUCUUUUCAUUUCCAAUGAACCUGAUAGCGGCCUUAGCAAAGCUCUUUCAACUUUUCUAUCGGUUUCUGGGCCGAAGGUUCUUCCGGCUGUUCGUUUCAAAUUCGAAACGACAAGUCAACUAUCUGGAAGGAGGACGGCAUGAACAUGAAGCGAUGUUUCGGGUGGAUAACAACAUUGCUGGAUGUGGAUCAUCGUCAAGUGGGAGAACUUCCACGUCACUGGGCGUGCAAGAAGAACAGCGACCGACCGCGUCGAUAAACUACCACCGAAGAGAUAAGGUGACGCGCUUUCUUCUGAACCAAAUCGCAACCAAUUCCACCAUUCUGCGGCGGGGAACGGAGGAAAAUUUGAAGGUACAGCUAUUGUACGAGCAGGGAUAUAAACUGGAUGAAGAGGCUGAAGAGGUGGACUUGGGACCAUCAACAAGUGCUGCAGCAAACAGCAACACGACAAAUGUUAACAACGACGUCAACUCGCGGAUUCUGCAGCAAGGUCCUACUGCUACUGGCACAGCUUCCCUCGCAAGCACGGCUUCUGCAGGAGCUCUAGUACAGCCAUCUGAUACAACUUCAAGUAGUAGGGCGGUUCAACUUCAAGCGAGUCUUCCUGUAGUUUCCUCCACCGCUUCUUACCAGAUCAGGCAAAAGAAAAUCUCCUCAACCGUUGGAACAUUCCGCAAGACGACAACGAAAUUCGCGGUAUUCUGCAUUCUGCCGAUCUACUUCGUCUUUUCCCUGGUGCUGUUCCUCUUCUGCAGGUUCAUGCUGUUUCCGAUGACGAUGCAGUCACCGAGCAUCGAUCCGCUUUACAAUGCGUUGGUGCUGGUCGGGGAAAGGAAAGCUCCAACAGAUGCCGACUUGUUGGAACAAGAAGACAUUGAGCAGGAACUGGCUGGUACUAGUGGCGCAGCAUCGACGUUCGACUUCCUUCCGUCACAACAGGAGCCAACAUCUUCCGGGACAACAUCUCGGGGCGACAACAAAAAUCCCGCAGCACAAAGAAAUCGCUUGCUGCAGAAAGCCGCUUACUCGCUGCUCGCGGCGGAGUUUGGGUUCCCGCCUGGCGAUGUGGCUUACAACUGCGGCACCUUAGUGAAAGAAGUUUUGGAGCAGCAAAUCGAGCAAGAAGCAUUGACAGCCUCUCAUGACGUCGAUCAUGACAACACAGCUGCUAAUGAACUACUAGCGGCCGCUACUAGAAACAAAGUCGUCGACCCGGCCUUUGCUCCGGGAAGCGUGUUGAGGUGCGAAUUUUCGUCCACGUCUGUUUCUGGCGGGAAUUUUUAUCGUGAACCAGUGGAGGCAGAGGAGGACCCCAUCAUUUACAUCUACACGCACGGAAACGGGGGAAGUGCUGCUACCAGUCACAUGAUCCUGCAGGAAAUCUACGCCAGAGUGUUUUUGGCACCAGGGAAGAACACAAACAAACACCCCCGCCGCCGACCCCGGCGCCUGAUCGCCUACCUCCCGACCUACCCGGGGUAUCCGGGCACCAUGGAACAAAUCCAGCACGUUUCGUACGGGGGCAGGGCUGUACUUUUUUUGAAGAAAUUGCUCCACCACGUCAUGCGGAGGUUUCGCCGAAACAGAAACGCGAAAAUCGUCCUGCACGGCAUGUCCAUCGGAACUAUCGCCAUCACCGCUGCAUUCGAUCAGUACUUGGAAGAGGCGGUUGAUAACAUUACCGCAACGAGGACAGGCAGAAGUUUGUUCUCGACGCUUCCCUUUCUACCAACCCUUGCUUCCGCCGUGGGACUUGCCGGAAAUAAGGCAACGAGCGGAGAACAAGCAAGUGACGGAACAAAGUCGAACCAGGAUAAAAAUUUUGCAAGAGUCACGCACUUCCUGCUAGAAGCCCCACUAACCUCUGUCUACGACAUGGCAAUUCGGUUCGUGCGAGACCGGAUCCAGUGGAAAGUAAUCGAAUACUUCAAUUGGCAAUUCUGGAACUCGUGGCAGACGCAGGCGGAAAGCUCGGUGGCGCAUCUGCGCAACAUCAUGGCCGCGGGGGUGGUAUCAUCUUCUACCUCACAGAGUAGGACAACAAGUCACGCCGAAGAUCACCCGGAUCAAGAGCACGCUCUCGCUCUUGAAGGAACAAGGGGAACAGCAACAGCAGUGAAGGACUUGCAUGUGAGGAUCAUCAUGAAGGAGGUCGACGGUGUUGUCUAUCCGGACAUGGCGACACAACUUGCCGGUAUCGUGGAUGAAUACGAAACGAACCAGAAGAACGCCGAUAAAGGCACAGUGCGUUCGCCAGGUGAUGAUGAAAGUACUUCGUUAAUCAUCCAGACCGACGCACGGCACAACGAUCUCAUCUUUGAAGCGAGCCCGCACUCCGAGGCUUUUUCGCGAUGGAAGAAUUUUUUGCUGGAGGACUGAAAAUUACCAGAUUAUGGCGGUGAUACAAGUUUUAGUUUUGAAUUUAAACCUGGUUUAUUUCCACCAAUAAAGACGAGCAAAAUUUGAAAAUGUAAGAUGGAGGCUGUGUAAAAAUCUCUUGUAGCUGUAGUUCUUUGUUGAGCGAAUCUAUCAUAAUCAUGUUUACCCCUUGUAUGUUGUCGUAUUUUUACGAAUGUUAUUCGCUAGCUGCAGCCGCAGAUUGUAAUUUUCUUAUGAAAUUGGUAUGGCUAUGGAUCGAUAUGCUUUCAACACCCACACUCACUUUCUCCUGCAGUGGCUUGACACCCUCAGCAAUUUCAUGCAAAUGCAAAUCUCAAUUUCGAAUUGGAUCAUGUUAUGCCAUAGUAAUAUUCUCAGUUUCCGCUGGGCGUGGAUCUAUUG